AUGCAGGCCAAGGAAGAAGCUAUACCUGCUGCGAAUCCAGGUAAAUUAGUGUUCAGGCCUUUAAUGCACCAACCCCGUAUUUAUGCGGGAGCUCCAGCAGGUGUACAUGUCACUACUGUUCACGCCUAUGAUCCAGAUCACCCCAGAAUGAAAGUGGAGUACAGCAUGCCCAAGGUUUUAGAUAGCCAGACCUUUAUUGUGGAUGAAAAAACGGGCAAUUUGACAACAGCGACAGCUAUAAAUAAGACAGUGGGUGAAACAUAUCAGGUCAUGGUGUCUGCUGUAAGCGAAGGCGCCUCCGAUCUUGAACAUCUACAAAUUGCUGUAACGGAGUUCAAUCAGUUUGCGCCUCGAUUUGAAGCCAGAGGAUACACAGCAGCUUUUCAUUCGGAGGCUUCGUUGAAUACUCAAGUUCUGCAGGUAAAAGCUUAUGACCCUGACACAGCACCUCAUAAUGCUGAGAUUUACUAUAAAAUGGACCAGAACGAAACCAGCACGUACUUUAGUUUGGAUUCUCUGACCGGAGCUCUAGUUCUCACCCAACCAAUUAAUAGGACUCCAUCACCCCUACGUUUUGGGAUCUUUGCGGAAGACGGAGGCUCACCUAAAAGAUGGGACUACGUGCCAGUGACUGUUGUGUUGAAGACGCUCUCAGCACCAAGAGAUGUGAUUGUAAACAAUAUCACAUAUGAAAGUGCUGAUGCCUGUUUGAAACCUCCCGAGUAUGGGAAACCUCAAGGAUAUGCGUUUAUUUACACCAAACAAGGAAGCGGCACUUCUUUUAUUGUGAAUGACACAGUUCAUAAUUCGAAGGGAAAGUACUGUCGAACAAUAGACGUUCUUCCUAACGCUACGUAUGAUCUUCGUGCUGAAGCUUGGAAUUACAAAGAACAAGGACAGAGUAGUGGAAACAUUACUUUCCACACCGCAGAGAACUGGUGCGACAAGAAGCCUUGCAGUACGGGUAUAUGCCAACCACUUGCUUCUGAGCCUUGGUUUGAAUGCUAUUGUGAAAAUGGUUUCUACGGACCUACCUGCGAGUAUUUCAACCCCUGUUCAAGAAAUCCCUGCAGUAAAAAUGGUCGUUGUCUCAACACAACCCACAAUGAAUAUGUAUGCAUUUGCGAUGAAGAUUACAGUGGACCCAACUGCGGAUCUUACAAUCCAUGCGAGAGAAAAAAUCAGUGCCACAACGGUGGACAAUGUAAAUUAACAACGAAUCAAUCAUUCGUUUGCCUAUGUCCGGAUGGCUUCUAUGGUCAAAAAUGUAAACAUGUGGAUCUUUGCGCUACUUCUCCUUGCCUAAAUGGCGCUACUUGUGAACACAUAUCGGAAACUAACUUUAUUUGUAUCUGCCCACCAGGCUUUACAGGAUUAGUAUGUGAUGAAGAGAUUGAUGAAUGUUUAUCUCAACCUUGUGCUAAUGGCUCAACUUGUUUGGAUGGUAAAGGAAAUGUAACCUGCUUGUGUCCCCCAGGAUUUUCAGGUUAUUUGUGUAAUAUAGCAGAUUCGUGCCCAGCUGAUGUCACAGACACAGAUAGAGGUGUCCUCUAUUGGAACGCAACAGAACCUGGAACUGUUGCGAAGAUUAUGUGUCCACUAGGAGCUUCCGAUUUUUCCACAACUAAAGCCUAUGCCUACAGAAAUUGUUCGAUCGUUAAUCGGACAAUCUUUUGGGAAGAAGUAGAUACAACAGAGUGUAAGGGAAAGGAAUUUAUUGUAGCUGAUGAAAUAGCGGAGAGUCUGCAAGUAAUGACUCGAGAUGCCAAAAAUUUAAAUACUGAAACUUUGGAAUCAGCAGCGCAAGCGAUAGAAACGAUUUCUUCUUUUGCAAAAAAGGAUAAAAAGCUUGCUGAGGACAUGGUACAAGUAAUAAGCAACGUUAUGAAUGCUAAUGGAAGCGUUGUUAGCGAAGAAAAAGCCAGUUUGACAGAAAACUUGCGUCAAGUUGUCGACGAUCUUGCUUCAAACGUAGAACUAAAAAGAGGCGAAGUAUUUGAGAUUGAGACGUAUAAUCUUCACAUCAAAUCUGUUGAUUGGCAUCCAGAUGAAGAAAGUGAAAGUGAAUCCUCAGAAGAACACCUUGAGUUUGAGGCUCCGAAUAGUAACGACAUAUCUGCGCAGGGGAUUUUUCAAGACGAACAAAAACCAACAACUAUUGAAGACGUUAUCAAAAAUUUAUCAACAGUUAGUCCUUUUCCCUUGCCUAAAACUACAGAAAAGACAAAAGUACCGGUGGUGCAAGUUUUCGUUCCGAAAGAAGCAUUACAAGAAGCUCAUCGACAACUCGAGAAAAAUGUUCGAGUUAAAUUCGUUGUGUAUUACAAUGAUAUACUUUUUCAAUCCAAGCCAAAAACCACUCCGUCUUCUACAGAGUCUGCUUUUGAUGAGGAUAAGUCAAAUGACUUCAAACCAUUACCUCAAAAUGUAAAUUACAAAACUCCUGUACUUCAAAUAAGCGUCGGAAAUGUGUCGAUAAAAAAUCUUAACAAACCUCUAAUCUACAUUCUGCCUAUGGAGACUGAUAGGAAGCCUGUCUGUGUUUACUGGGACUCGGAAGAACGCUUCUGGUCUACCGAUGGGAUAAUUACCAACUAUACUGCGGGUAAAGUGAUUUGUCAGUCAUCUCACAUGACAGCUUUUUCAGUACUUUUGGAUGUCAUGCCGUCUUCCAAAGUAAACGAACGACAUCAUACAGUUCUCUCAAUAAUAUCCUACACUGGAAGUGGAUUAUCAAUUGUUGGUCUCAGUCUGACGUUGCUCACUUAUUCACUGUUCGGAUGCUUGAACCGAGAUCACCCAGGAAAGAUCUUAAUAUGUUUAUGCUUAUCUCUCUUAUUGAUGAAUGCCAUGUUUUUGUUGGGAGCCUUCGAUAUUGAAAUGGGAGGACACUUGUGCGCUGCUAUAGCUUUGUCCCUUCACUAUCUUGUCCUCACAUCGCUCUCCUGGAUGUGCGUGGAAGCCGUUAAUAUGUAUCAGCUACUGGUACAAGUCUUUGCAUCGUCAGAAACGCAUUUUAUGCUUAAGAGAUGUUUAUACGCUUGGGGGAUUCCAUUGAUUAUAGUUUCUCUGACUGGUUACUUUAGAUUUGGCUCGUAUUGCAGCAACAUGGACGUAUGUAUGCUGACUUCUAAAGAUCCAUGGAUCUAUUAUGCUACGUUCCUGGGUCCUGCUUGCGCCAUACUUGUGGUAAACUUUGUGAUCUUUGUUUUAGUCUCCAGGGUUAUAUUUGCUCCUCGUCUAGCACAUGCAUCAGGGGACAAUCAACCUGCUGUGACUACAUCUCAAGUGCGCGGAGCUUUUACAGUCAUGAUUCUUCUUGGAAUAACUUGGGUCUUUGGAACACUGGCCAUUGGAAAAGUAAAAGUUGCUUUCCAGUAUUUGUUCUGCAUCUGUAACUCAUUUCAAGGAUUUCUAGUCUUCUUAGUAAGAUGUCUACUCUAUUCUGAAGCAAGGAAUGCAUGGGCUUACUUAUUCAAGCAUGGCAAACUGAAACGCCAUCGUGGAGUAUUGCCACCGGCGACAGUUAGUUUCUCGACUAAUUCUCAUGGAAGACAUGCAGGACAAACAAAUUCCUCAGGAGGAAGAGCAGAUUGUGAAGGAAUGUGCACUAUCACUUUAGAAAACGAAAAGCUUAAGAGAAGUAAUGGAAGCGUCAAUAGAAGAGAAAUAUUCCCAUUUGAAGAAACCAUGGUAAAAGAAGUAUUAAACUCUGCAUUACCUAGAAGCUAUCCUAUUCAUAACUUUUCAAACGUAAAUCAAAAUUUCUGUCAAGAUUUUAAUUUGAACUCCUCUGAACCCCACAAGAGCAUGAUAAAAGAUAUCCAGGAUUCUUUUGCAUCGGAAAGCUUGAAUCGUCGCAGUAUAAUUCCUCUCGAGUCCUUUCAAAGACGCCAUCCAACUUAUCAGCAAUCUGACGAGCCUCUUAGUAUGCCAGCAAAUGUAGCAAUCAAUGCAGCCUAUUAUUGUGAUGAAAAGGAUAAUGAAAUCGAGGAAGAAACUAGAUAUUUCCCUGUAGCAACUGACAGAUGGCAACGAGAUUUCAGCAACGUUCGUAUGUUUGAAGAACUUCCCACGAAAGAUUUCCGAAAAGAAAGAAGUGCAUCUGUUGGCGGUUCUUGCUCAUUUCCUGAUGUUUUGAGCGACAACUAUGUAUCGUUAGGUAAUCCAGCCAUGGCAGGGUUCAAGGCUUUGUUCGCAAAUAUGAGAGUUCAAGGUGAAGAUCAAGUCAGUAAGGAUAAAAGAAGCUUGUCUGUAGAUCAUGGAUCACCAAAUAUCAUUCAAGAAGGCUCUGCUAAGCGCAAAGGCCCUGGGCGUACUCGCAGACAUAGAAUUCGUAACCACUUGAGAUUUGUCAGACGAAGUUCAAUAGUUCUGGAGCAAGAUGAAGAGCAAUCUGAUGAAAAGCAUUCAUCGUCUACUGAUGUUGAUGAUAGUCCACCGCCACCCUCUGCGAACGUGGCUCGCCGUCGUUGGGAAAAUGCUUCUCGGAAAGCAAUGAGGAACACGGGAGAAAAAAGAAGUCACUUGGCCCGCACUGUUGUCGAUAAAGACUCCAGCCUCCAGGUGGAACCUCCAGUGUCACCGAAGAGAAAUAACGUAGACAUAGUGAAGUAG
Molecule: messenger RNA, 4617 nt
Organism: Uloborus diversus
Lineage: Eukaryota; Metazoa; Arthropoda; Arachnida; Araneae; Uloboridae
Product: cadherin EGF LAG seven-pass G-type receptor 3-like
Exons: 18
Coding region: 1-4617 (1538 amino acids)
Biological process (GO): cell surface receptor signaling pathway; G protein-coupled receptor signaling pathway; homophilic cell-cell adhesion
Cellular component (GO): membrane
Molecular function (GO): calcium ion binding; G protein-coupled receptor activity; protein binding
Source: RefSeq, a predicted model, not a curated record